Molecule: messenger RNA, 3787 nt
Organism: Drosophila pseudoobscura
Lineage: Eukaryota; Metazoa; Arthropoda; Insecta; Diptera; Drosophilidae
Gene: Edem2
Product: ER degradation enhancer, mannosidase alpha-like 2
Exons: 8
Coding region: 780-3194 (804 amino acids)
Biological process (GO): mannose trimming involved in glycoprotein ERAD pathway; carbohydrate metabolic process; endoplasmic reticulum mannose trimming
Cellular component (GO): membrane; endoplasmic reticulum
Molecular function (GO): mannosyl-oligosaccharide 1,2-alpha-mannosidase activity; calcium ion binding
Source: RefSeq, a predicted model, not a curated record
AAGGGUUUUAGUUAGGCAGCAUUAUUCAAAGGAAUAAAGAAAUUGAGCAAUUAUAACGAUUUUUCUCUUACGUUUUAUCACGUUUCAUUUAUGCGGUAUCAAAAAGAAAAUAUUGCAAUAUUUGAUAAGAAACAUUAAUUGCCAGCGAGGCGCGUUUCAAGCCAAUCUUUGCACACCAUAAAUUUCAUAUCACCGCCGCAUAAAGAAAUAAUCGGCUCGGACACAGCAGUAGUAGAAAAUUCAUCGUGUCGCUGCAGUCGUGGUGUUUUGUUAUUGGAGCAAAUAAAAAAAUACAAAAAUAAACUACUUAUUCGGAUCAGUUUUCGGUAGGCUGACGCACUGGGAAAAAAAUGCAGGUGCUGCUGGUGAACGAGUCGCCAUCGCACAAGUGCAGGGAAGAGUGCGACUAAUUGUUUUCGUCACAAAACGCCAUAUACUAUAAAAGCGGAAUUGAAAAAUUAGGUCGUCGUUUCGGACAAGUGUAAGCAGCAUUUGUUGCCGCGUUUGGAAUCAAAAUUAUUUGUGGCUUGUUUUAAAGUUAAAGCAAGCGGACCACGGGCCCAAAAGAGAAGUCAACAAAAGCGACUUUGAGAGAGCAGACGUCGCGACGCACACGAAAUAAUUAUAACAACACGUUCAAAGUGAAGGUCAACGUCACAACGGCGACGACGAAGGCAACGGCAACGGCAUCAGCGGCAACUCUGGCUGCCGAAACCCAAAUUGAACGCCUUCCCUUGAGCUAACCUGGGCAACUAUUCCACCACAUCCACUGCAGCACAAUGUCUCCCCCAGGCAUAUCCAUAUCCAUAUUCUCCUCCGCCCAGCGGCUGGUGUUCACAUUCCUAAUGGCCCUACUUAUCCUGGUAGCUAGUGUAAUCAGCAGUGACACCGCCAUGCCCACACAAAAUAUGUCCCACAAGGAGAGAACGGAACUAAGGGAAGAGGCCCGCGACAUGUUCUAUCAUGCAUAUCGUGCUUAUAUGGAAAAUGCCUAUCCAGCCGACGAGCUGAUGCCUCUCUCCUGCAAAGGGCGCUAUCGCGGCGUGACACCUUCACGGGGCGACAUGGAUGAUAUACUGGGAAACUUCUCCAUGACCCUGGUGGAUACUCUGGAUACCCUGGUGCUGCUCGGUGACUUCACGGAAUUCGAGCAUGCCGUCAAAUUGGUCAUCCGUGAUGUCCAGUUCGACAGCGACAUCAUUGUCUCGGUGUUCGAGACAAACAUUCGGAUGGUGGGAGGCCUUCUCUCGGCUCAUAUUCUCUCCGAAUAUCUGCAAAAGCAGGUGGAUGUGAUGCACUGGUACAAGGGAGAGCUGCUGGAGAUGGCCCGGGAGUUGGGGUAUCGUCUGCUGCCGGCAUUCAAUACAUCGACGGGGAUACCGCAUGCCAGGGUAAAUCUGCGCCUGGGCAUGAAGGAUCCCAUGCUAAAGAAGUCGCGGGAAACAUGCACGGCCUGUGCAGGCACGAUUCUGCUGGAGUUUGCUGCCUUGUCGCGACUCACGGGUGAUCCCAUAUUCGAGGUGCGUGCCCAUGCCGCAAUGGAUGCACUGUGGAAGCUGCGCCACCGCGGUUCAGAUCUGAUGGGUACCGUCCUAAAUGUCCACUCCGGCGAUUGGGUGCGCCGCGACUCGGGCGUGGGUGCCGGCAUCGAUAGCUACUACGAGUAUUUGUUCAAAUCGUACGUCCUGCUGGGCGACGACAAGUAUCUGGCGCGUUUCAACCGCCACUACAAUGCCGUAAUGAAGUACGUAAGCGAGGGACCCAUGCUCCUGGACGUGUUAAUGCACAGGCCGCACGCCAAGUCCAGAAACUUCAUGGACUCGCUGCUGGCCUUCUGGCCGGGGCUGCAGGUACUGUCCGGUGAUCUUAAGCCAGCGGUACAGACCCACGAGAUGCUCUACCAGGUUAUGCAGAUGCACACUCUCAUCCCGGAGGCAUUUACCGUGGACUUUCAGAUCCAUUGGGGCCAACAUCAUCUCCGACCCGAGUUCAUCGAGUCUACGUACUUUUUGUACCGUGCUACGGGCGAUCACCACUACCUGCAGGUGGGCAAGCGGGCUCUGAAGACCCUCCAGCAGUAUGCCAAGGUCUCCUGCGGCUAUGCGGCUGUGAACGAUGUGCGAACGGGCAAGCACGAAGAUCGCAUGGACUCGUUCGUCCUCUCCGAGACAUUUAAGUAUUUGUUUCUGCUGUUCUCCGAACCGCAGGAUCUGAUCAUCAAUGUGGAUGAGUUUGUCUUCACCACGGAAGCGCAUCUGCUGCCACUGUCGAUUGCACAACUAGGGAAUGCCACGUUUAGCUUUCGGCAAUCGGACGAGCACAAUGUACUCGACUUUAUGCGCACCUGCCCCAGUUCCAAUAAGCUUUUUCCUGAGAAAGUACGCAAACCAUUGCGCAACUUCAUUACGGGCUCGUGCCCGCGCACCAUCAGUGGCAAGCGACUCAGCGCCCUGGAUUUUCAGGCAAGCAAUGCGGAUCAUUUGCGAGCUGUUUACGACAUGGGCAUCACCAUGGUUUCGGUAGGGGACCGCAGCCAAGGCAAGGUGCGACUGUUUCAUAGUUUCUAUAAUGCCAAGAGUCACGAAGAGGGCGAAAUGGGACUGCAAUUUAUGCAGGAGAUGCUGGAGCUAACUAAGAUUCAGAGCAUGAAUCAGUUAGCGCAACUGCAGGCAGUGGCCUAUGCCACUGAUGAGAAGCUACAGGACUGGACUGCCCUUAUGGCCGGACCUUCACACUUCAGUCCAGAGCUGAUUGGCGAGCAGUUUGUCGAGGGCGAUGUCAUCCUGGCCAAACCAUUGAGAGCCUGCAGUGAGAAGCUCAACCAGGAGGACGAUGCCGAUGAUGCGAAGGGAAAGGUUCUGGUGGCCGAGCGAGGCGAUUGCACGUUUGUCAGCAAGGCACGACUGGCGCAAAAGGCUGGCGCUGUGGCUUUAAUUGUCUGUGAUAAUGUACCAGGUUCUUCCGGCGAGACGCAACCCAUGUUUGCCAUGUCCGGCGAUGGUAACGACGAUGUACUCAUACCCGUGGUCUUUAUGUACAACUUGGAGUUCAGUAAACUGGCGGCGGUGAUGAAGCGCGAGCACCCGCUCCGAGUGCGCAUCAUGCAAAUGGUGGAGUUCAAGCGGUGGCAACUAGCCAAAGAGGGUCGGAACGAUACGACGGCGUCGACCCAAAAGCCGGACAGGGAAUUGUAGUGACUGUAGUCCACCCACCCCACCGUAAACGCUUCUGCUCGUGCGGCUCAUGAAGUGGUUUUCGUUAAACAUUUUUGAAAGAGUAUCAAUAGAAAUUUCAACAUUCGUGAAUUGUACAUUUUAGCCGCUCAGUCGCAACUACAUUAUAAAAUUCUUGUACUUUACUAGACACGUAAGGACCCCGUAAAAGGAACCACUUGAGCUAGCCGUGACUUUUAGGACUAUCCUCAUUGGGGAUUUUUGCAUUUGCAUUUGUGAUUCGGUUCGGCGCAACUCUCUCAGGCUGGCAAUUGGCUUUCUAGUAGCUGCAAAUAUUGCCGGACCGAUCUAACAAUUUCAGAUAUACCUGUAUAUGGUAUGUAAAAGUGUAGUUCCGCAGCUUCCCCUCCCAUUUUUAUACGAGUUUUACUUUCCGUGUAAGUAAAUCUUUUGUACAUACAACAUUAGAUCUUAGGAACCAAUAAAGUUAUAGUUAUGUAAGAAUAACUAGAUUAUUAAGUAAUAAGUCGAGAAUGAGAAGCCAAUCUGUAGUAGAAAUUGUUUAGUUCAAACACCAAAAUAGUUUAAAAUAUAUGAGAACUUGAUAAAACCAA